This is a messenger RNA of Closterium sp. NIES-67, 1035 nucleotides long. Lineage: Eukaryota; Viridiplantae; Streptophyta; Zygnematophyceae; Desmidiales; Closteriaceae. The record is from the annotation of a GenBank genome assembly.
AAAUUCCCUUGGCAGAGAAGCGACACCUACUAAAGUGGGACAGUGACAUCGCAUACCGGAAAGGAUCAACGAAAAUCUGGGUACCCAAUUACCCUCCUUUGCGCCAGUUACUACUCGAAGAAUACCACGACGUUCUAUACACUGGACACUUCGGUAGCAACAAGACGCUGACCGGUAUCGCGAAGCACUACUACUGGCCCCACUUGGCGGAAGAUGUUCAGAAAUUCGUCACCUCGUGUGAUACAUGUCAGCGGAUGAAGAGCAGCAAGCAGAAGAAGGCAAGUCUAUUACAGCCUCUUCCUGUGACAGACCAACCAUGGCAAGUGGUUAGCCUGGAUUUCAUCACCGGGUUACCACCUACCACCAGCGGUCAUGACGCAAUCCUUGUCGUCAUCGACCAAUUCUCCAAAAUGGGACACUUCAUCCCGACACACACGACAGCACGCACCGAGGAGACAGCACAACUCUUCGUUCGCUACAUCAUCUCACAGCAUGGCAUUCCAACCACACUCAUCUCCGACCGAGACCCCAAGUUCACCAGCAAAUUUUGGAAGGAACUAAUAAUGUCUCUUCUCGGGACCAAACUCGCCAUGUCAUCCGCCUACCAUCCGCAGACAGACGAACAGACCGAGCGCCUCAACCAAAUUGUUGAGCAAAUCCUCCAACCAGCUUGCAAGGAUGAGAUCUCCAAAUGGGUCUUGCACCUGCCCAUUCUAGAGUUUGCUUACAACAACGCUACAUAUGCCGCUACUGGACAGUCGCCGUUCUUCCUCUGCUACGGACGCCACCCACUCACACCACAAAAACCGACAACCUCAGCAACUGUCCAACCUGCACACGAUUUCAUCACGACCAUGCACCAGCUUUGGGAUUGGACCCACAAGCGCCUCCUCGAUAUUAAGCAGCAACAGAAGCGCCAGGCCGAUCGCCAUCGCAACGACCACACCAUCAUCGUGGGAGACCAGAUGCCUACCACCGCCGCCGCCGCCCGUCCUCGUCCAGAAUGAACCGGAGUACGAGGUCGAGUCCGUGCUU